GCCGCCCGCGGCUCUGCCCGGGCCCCCGGGCGCCUUGGCUUCAAGAUUGGGGAACUGCUUUGGCACUUGGAGGAGUGACGGAGUAUCAUGUAUGCCACUGGUUCCAGGGGGCAUUCCCCAGCUUUCCUACAACCUCAGAACGGAAGCAGUCAUCGCUCACCUGGUUAUGUCCCCGGGAAAGUGGUCCCCCUGCGCCCCCCACCCCCUCCAAAGAGCCAGGCUUCAGCCAAAUUUACCUCCAUUCGACAAGAAGCCCGGGCCAGCUUUGCUUUUUUGCCCGAAGAGCAGCAAACACAGAGGGAGAGCCGGAAGCGCAAGAGACACAAGAAUACCUUCAUUUGCUUUGCUAUAACUAGUUUUUCCUUUUUUGUUGCACUUGCAGUAAUUUUAGGAAUAUCCUCAAAAUAUGCUCCAGAUGAGAAUUGCCCAGAUCAAAAUCCCCACCUCAGGAACUGGGAUCCUGGACAAGAUCCUGCAAAGCAAGUUGUCAUCAAGGAGGGAGAUAAUUUCCGUCUGACCUCAGAUGCCACAGUGAAUUCUAUAGUCAUUCAGGAUGGAGGACUGCUUGUCUUUGGAGAUGAUAAAGAUGGAUCCGGAAAUAUUACUUUGAGGACUCGUUACAUCCUGAUCCAGGAUGGUGGAGCGCUUCAUAUUGGAGCAGAAAAAUGCCGCUAUAAAUCCCAGGCGACAAUUACCUUGUACGGAAAGUCAGAUGAUGGGGAAAGUACGCCAACGUUUGGCAAAAAGUUCAUUGGUGUGGAAGCAGGUGGGUCCCUGGAGUUGCACGGAGCGCGGAAGACCUCGUGGACAUUGUUGGCGAGAACUCUACCUGCCUCCGGCCUACCCUUUGGGUCCUACACCUUCGAAAAGGACUUCUCCCGGGGCCUCAACGUGAGGGUCAUCGAUCAAGAUACCGCCAAAAUUCUGGAAAGUGUGAAGUUUGAUACCCACGAAUACCAAAACGAGAGUAGGCGGCUGCAGGAAUUCCUAAGGGUUCAAGAUCCAGGUCGGAUCGUGGCCAUCGCUGUGGGAGAUUCUGCAGUCAAGAGCCUCUUACAAGGAACUAUCCAGAUGAUCCAGGAGCGGCUGGGAAGUACACUGAUUCAAGGACUUGGCUAUCGACAAGCUUGGGCUUUAGUUGGUGUCAUUGAUGGUGGAAGCACUUCCUGCAAUGAAUCUGUGAGAAACUAUGAAAACCACAGUAGUGGAGGAAAGGCUCUGGCUCAGAGAGAGUUUUAUACUCUGGAUGGUCAGAAGUUCUCUGUGAUGGCUUACAGUGAAUGGAUUGAAGGUAUUUCUCUUUCGGGUUUCCGGGUUGAGAUUGUGGAUGGAGUGAAGCUUCAUCUUCUAGAUGACGUCAGCGGCUGGGAACCUGGAGACCAGAUUGUGGUUGCAAGCACUGACUAUUCCAUGUACCAAGCAGAGGAGUUCACUCUUCUCCCCUGUCCUGAGUGUACCCGUUUUCAGGUCAAAGUCAAAGGUAGUGGGCUGCUCAGAAUAAAGAAAAAUUUUACUUCUGUCCAUCUUUCCUACGUGGAAUUGAAACACAUGGGUCAGCAGCAACUGGGCAAAUAUCCUGUUCAUUUUCACCUGUGUGGAGAUGUGGAUUACAAAGGCGGGUACACACACCCCACAUCUGUGGAUGGCUUGUCUAUUCAUCACUGCUUCUCACGGUGCAUCACCGUGCAUGGGACCAACGGCUUGCUGAUAAGAGACACCAUUGGAUUUGACACGCUAGGUCACUGUUUCUUCUUGGAAGAUGGUCUUGAGCAGAGAAAUACUUUGUUCCACAAUCUGGGCCUCCUUACCAAGCCCGGGACUCUCCUUCCCACUGACCGGAACAACUCCAUGUGCACCACUAUCCGAGAUAAAGUGUUUGGGAACUACAUUCCUGUACCUGCUACAGACUGUAUGGCUGUUUCAACUUUCUGGAUUGCUCAUCCCAACAACAACCUGAUUAAUAAUGCAGCAGCAGGCUCCCAGGAUGCUGGAAUAUGGUAUUUGUUCCACAAGGAACCUACUGGGGAGUCCAGUGGAGUGCAGCUCUUGGAGAAACCCGAACUCACUCCUCUGGGUAUAUUUUAUAACAACAGAGUCCACUCAAGUUUUAAGGCUGGCUUAUUUAUUGACAAAGGUGUCAAAACGACCAACUCCAGUGCUGCUGACCCGAGGGAAUACCUCUGCUUGGAUAACAGUGCAAGAUUUCGACCUCAUCAAGAUGCAGAUCCUGAAAAGCCUCGUGUUGCUGCUAUAAUUGACAGGCUCAUUGCAUUUAAAAAUAACGACAAGGGAGCCUGGAUCAGAGGAGGAGACAUAAUCGUUCAGAAUUCAGCGUUUGCAGACAAUGGAAUAGGAUUGACAUUUGCCAGUGAUGGAAGCUUCCCUAGUGAUGAAGGCUCUAGCCAGGAGGUGUCUGAAUCGCUCUUUGUUGGAGAAAGCAGGAAUUUGGGAUCUCAGGGUGGUCAGAACAAAUAUAUGGGCACUGGAGGACUUGACCAGAAGCCUCGGACAUUACCUAGAAACAGGACAUUCCCUAUUAGAGGCUUUCAGAUUUAUGAUGGGCCCAUUCAUCUCACCAGAAGUACUUUCAAAAAAUAUGUGCCAACGGUAGAUAGGUACAGCAGCGCGAUUGGCUUCCUCAUGAAGAACUCCUGGCAGACGACCCCCAAGAAUAACGUUUCUCUUGUGAAAUUUGGCCCACAUGUUUCUCUGAAUGUGUUCUUUGGCAAGCCUGGCCCAUGGUUUGAAGACUGCGAGCUGGAUGGCGAUAAGAACUCCAUAUUCCAUGACAUCGAUGGCUCUGUCACAGGGUACAAGGACUCCUAUGUGGGAAGGAUGGACAACUACCUGAUCCGCCAUCCGAGCUGCGUCAACGUCACCAAGUGGAAUGCGGUGGUCUGCAGUGGGAACUACGCCCAGAUCUAUAUACAGACGGGGAGCAGCCCCAAUCUCAGUGUGACCAUCACGCGAGAUGAGUAUCCAUCCCACCCGAUGGUGCUCCGGGGUAUCAAUCAGAAGGCCAUCCUCCCCCAGUACCAGCCCGUCAUCAUGCUGGAGAAAGGCUACACCAUCCACUGGCACGGGCCGGCCCCACGGACGACUUUCCUUUACCUCGUCAACUUCAACAAGGAUGACUGGAUUCGAGUUGGCCUCUGCUAUCCUUCUAACACAAGCUUUCAAGUCACCUUUGGCUUUCUGCAGCGGCAAAAUGGUUCCUUAUCCAAAAUGGAAGACUAUGAGCCGGUGCAGUCAAUGGAAGAACUGCAGAGACAGCCAUCCCAGAGGAAAUUCUAUUUCGACUCCAGCACAGGGUUAUUGUUUCUGUAUCUCAAAGCCAAAAGCCGCAGGGAUGGCCACAGUUACUGUUCAUCUCAGGGAUGCGAAAGGGUGAAGAUUCAGGCAGCCACGGACUCAAAAGACAUCAGUAAUUGCAUGGCCAAGGCGUAUCCACAGUAUUAUAGUAAGCCAGCAGAGGCGAAACGCAAGCUAUCCAUGGCCACCGGACCCUGCCAAGGUUGUGGGGCCCGCCAGCUGGUGUUUACUAGUGAUCCUCACAAGACCUACCUCCCUGUGCAGUUCCAGUCACCCAGUAAAGCAGAAACUCAGCGUGGAAGUCCGUCUCUGAUUUCUGUCAAUGGCACUGACUUCACCUUCCGAAGUGCAGGUGUCUUCAUCUUGGUUAUUGAUGCGUGCAGCAUACCCUUCCGGUUGAUAGAAAAACAGAUGUUUCCUCUUGCUGAUAUCAGUCGCAUGGAAGAGUAUUUAAAAACAAGCAUCCCUCCAAGGUCGGUUGUUCUGUUAAGCACAAGAGGAGAAAUAAAGCAUCUGAACAUUUCAGAUUCCUUAAUAUCUCUGGGAUUAGCCAAACCAGCUCAUCUUUAUAACAAAGGAAGUACCGUAUUUUUGGGAUUCAGUGGAAAUUUUAAACCAUCAUGGACUCAGCUGUUUACCAGUCCUGCUGAGCAGGGCCUUGGGGUGCUAGAACAAUUCAUACCACUGCAGCUACAGGACUACGAAUGUCCAAAGGGCAGCAGUGUCCACAGGAAAGACUUGGAACUGUUCAAGCAGGCUUCAAAAGCGCACGAGAGAUUGACUGUAACUUAAGUGCUGGGAAAGAAAAAAAAAAGAACAAAAACAAAACUGUGAACUAACUUAUUUAAUUUAUGGCAUUUUAAAUGACACUGUUAACCCAAUGGAACUGUUUCCCUGUUUGAUACAGAAAGGAAAGAAUGAUUUCAAAGGGAUUGCUUGAAUACCAGUUCACCUACUUUGUUAUUGUAUGAACUGUUAGGGAAUUUGUCUUUGUGAAGGCCGGUAUAGUCAGAGAGCCGUUCUCCUGUUCCUCACCUUGAACCCCAGUAUUUAGUAAUGAUCACCAGCAGUGUUCAAACUUUAUAUACUGGGUCAUGCUGGGGUGGGGUGGGGGCUUUAGAGGGGCUGCCUGAGCUCUUCAGAGGACCAGCUUCUGUAGCACUUUGGAUACUUGAAGUCUGAAGCUCAGUUGUGCUAUGUGUUGAUUAGCAUGGGUGGCUGGUAUUUUCAGCAAUGUCUGGGGGAGGGGGGCGGGGGUUUCUGGGGCAGCCUUUGAGGGUUUUAUAUGAAGCUGAGUGAAGAGUCAGAAGUGGCAACUCAGGCCUAGCCCAUGCCCUUUUAAAAUUAUUGCUUGGACAUGUGCUAUUUUUAUUCAUUGAUCUAUUGAUGACUCCAAAGGAUUCAACUAUCAAACAGGAUGCAUGUGGGAAAAGGGCUUUUAGGGAAUUGAAAAUCCCUUGAAUCUGUGACCAUUGGGCAAAAAUUUGACCUGCACCAAGGUCUGAGAGUUAUUAGGACCAUGUUUGCAGCUUUAAUCCUUAGCCUGCCUUGACUGUAUAUUUCUGUUUCUGAUGCAGAGCUGAGUUGAAUAUUUACCUAUUUUGGGGUUUGUUGUUGUUGUUGUUAAGAAGCAGGGCCAUUUUCCUGAACUGAAAAAUGUGUGUCAUGUUAACUUGCACAAAGGAAGUCCGUUCUUGGUGUUGCUCUCUUACACCUGGGUUUUUUGGUUGAUGUUUUUGUGUGUGUAUGCGGAUUUUUAAAGAGCUUCUCUUCUUGCCAUUUCACCAGGAAAAUCCCAGAAAACUUAAUGAUAUUACAAUGAUUCUACCCUGGGGAAAGGGAGGCCUUUUAAGGCCAGGACCGUGAAGGAAAUACUGAGGUAUCAACCUCCUUACAGGCUUACAGGAGGGAGUCACUAUUAAUUAAUUUAAUUAUUAAGGAUAUCAUGAUGCCUAGUCUCUCUUUCCACUGGAAUCUUCUGUCUCUUGCACGUCCAGAGGAAACUGGCUUUCUAACUUGAGUUUUCCCACACCAAGAGGAGAGGUGCAUCAAAAUGCCUUUACUGUUUUCUACAAACCCAAAGUCUGGCGGCUGGAUGGCCAGGUGAGUUUGCAAUGAUAUUUUAUGGCAAUGAAGACAGACAAACAAAUUCACCUUCCUCCAUCAAGGGCUGAGGCUGAAGGCCUGUGCCUUUGUCUAGAGAGGGAAUGAUUAGCAGCUCUUGGACUUCUGUAACUUUACCAAGUAUUCUACCUCAAAGCGUUACCGAGAAACCAUUCUAACUGUAAGUGCCCGUGCUAAGGGUACAUGUCUUAAUCAAAGAAGUUUGACUGUUUUUUUGGAUGUGGGUUUUUUUUUCUCUUAUUGAUAUAGUGAUGAAUGAGAUCUUACAUAUGAAAUAUAUUAUUGGAUCAUGGUUCUUGGAAGUGAUUAGUGUGUGUAUGUGUGUGUGUUACUUAAAUAUCUUUGACGUGUGUUUUUUAGAGUUCUGUGCUUUAAAGAUUUUGAGAGAAUAUGUAAGUCUCAAGGCACUAGGUUUUUCUGAUGUCUUACUAAUAACAGGGCAUAAAUUAAAUAAAAUAUAUAUG
Messenger RNA from Dipodomys ordii (Ord's kangaroo rat), 5900 nucleotides. It is a transcript of the gene Cemip2, whose product is annotated as transmembrane protein 2. Bases 88 to 4104 code for a protein of 1338 amino acids. Lineage: Eukaryota; Metazoa; Chordata; Mammalia; Rodentia; Heteromyidae. The record is from RefSeq and is a predicted model, not a curated record. The transcript is spliced from 23 exons.